This is a messenger RNA of Onychomys torridus (southern grasshopper mouse), 1716 nucleotides long. It is a transcript of the gene Tmem9b, whose product is annotated as TMEM9 domain family member B. The transcript has 5 exons. The coding region runs from base 112 to 711 and encodes 199 amino acids. Gene Ontology annotation, biological process: positive regulation of canonical NF-kappaB signal transduction. NCBI's taxonomy places the organism in Eukaryota, Metazoa, Chordata, Mammalia, Rodentia, Cricetidae. Gene Ontology annotation, cellular component: lysosomal membrane. The record is from RefSeq and is a predicted model, not a curated record.
CGGCGCGGACGGUGACGCGCAGGCCCAGGCGGAAGUGCGGGCGGAGGAUCCCGAGCCGGAUCCCGAGCCGGGCGCGGGGCUCGGGGCUCGCUGGGGCGGCUGGCUCCCGCGAUGGCAAGCCUAUGGCACGGAGGCCUGCUGCGGCUGGGCUCCGGGCUCAGCCUGUCCUGCCUGGCGCUGUGGGUGCUGCUGUUCGCGCAGCUGACAGGCGCCGCCAAGAAUUUUGAAGAUGUGAGGUGUAAAUGUAUCUGCCCUCCCUAUAAAGAGAAUCCUGGGCAUAUUUAUAAUAAGAACAUAUCUCAGAAAGAUUGUGAUUGCCUUCAUGUUGUGGAGCCCAUGCCUGUGAGGGGGCCUGACGUAGAAGCCUACUGCCUACGCUGUGAGUGCAAAUAUGAAGAAAGAAGCUCUGUCACAAUCAAGGUUACCAUUAUAAUUUAUCUCUCUAUUUUGGGCCUUCUACUUCUGUACAUGGUAUACCUUACCUUAGUUGAGCCAAUCCUGAAGAGGCGCCUCUUUGGACACUCACAGCUGUUGCAGAGUGAUGAUGACGUUGGGGAUCACCAGCCUUUUGCAAACGCCCAUGACGUGCUGGCCCGCUCUCGCAGCAGAGCCAAUGUUCUAAACAAGGUGGAGUAUGCACAGCAGCGCUGGAAGCUUCAGGUACAGGAGCAGCGGAAGUCUGUCUUCGACCGACACGUUGUCCUCAGCUAACUGGGAAUCGGAAUCAAGGUGACUAGAAAAGCCACAGCAGACGACUGGGAAGAACUGACUGGGUGUCUCUGGGUUUUAAUGCCCUGUUGUUUUUACACAUCCUUGCUGGAUGGAGGAAGACUCAAAGUUGGAAGCAGACCCACAUGCUUAGUAUUUUUUCUUGUUAAUGUAUUAAUAGAGACAUUUUUAAAGCACACAGUUCCAAGUCAGCCAGUAAACCUUUUCCUACUUGUGACUUUUACUAAUAAAAUUAAGCUGCCUGUGCAUUAUCUUGAAGUCCUGUGCCUGGAACAAGCUCUCUUUCUCAACUGCACACUUCUAACUUGGUUUUCAAGAUAGUUUCCAGGGGUGUUUUUCCUUCUGUUUUUCUGUGGUGGGAGAAGGAGGGGAAGCCUUGGGAGUGCUGACAGAGCUGCUCUCAAGUCUCUUUACUAGACAGACUUGUAAAUACAGCAGACCUCUAUUCCACUCGUUAAUAUUUCCAGUGUAGCCAGCUCACCAGCGUGCUGGCCUCCCCACAUGAACUACACUGACUACAUUACUUAAGAUUCUGGUUGGCUUGUGGCUGCAUUUCUUGGUAAGUGGAUCUAAAAUGCCUGGCGGCUCUUCACGAAAUGCAGACUUGUUUCCUUUGUGCGCUGUGAUGUCUGAUGCAACACAUCCUAGAACAAACUGGCCGUUUGCUAGUUUACUCUAAUAACUAAACACAGUCUCGGUGUGUGUGGUCUUCCGCAUCUUCUUCUAGUAUCUCUAAGGACUUGAACAUUUAGAAUAAAGACAUUUUCUCUUAAGCCCAAGCCUCCCUGGAUGAAUGGCAUACACAUACUGGUCAGCAUUUCCUGUUGUGCUGAGAGGCAGCUAUUUGAACUAAUGUGGGCAGCUUUGAACUAGGACUGGAGUUCAGAUUGCCUCGCUCUGAGAAGUCUAACAGUUAUUGGAUAACUGGCUUUUUUCUUCCUACAUCCUCUUUGGAAUGUAACAAUAAAAUAAUUUUCCAAACCCCUA